Molecule: messenger RNA, 653 nt
Organism: Stomoxys calcitrans (stable fly)
Lineage: Eukaryota; Metazoa; Arthropoda; Insecta; Diptera; Muscidae
Product: dynein light chain Tctex-type protein 2B
Exons: 4
Coding region: 85-558 (157 amino acids)
Biological process (GO): microtubule-based movement
Cellular component (GO): cytoplasmic dynein complex; cytoplasm
Molecular function (GO): dynein intermediate chain binding
Source: RefSeq, a predicted model, not a curated record
UUUACGACAAUUUUUUUCCUUGAAACAAAAAAAAAAUCACACAUUUUCAUUAUUUUGUCAUACUCUAUAAAAGAAUCCCUUUAAAUGGCCGAUACAAACGCAACGAACAGUGACUCUGUAGCGCAAUCUGCUAACAUUGCUAAGAGGAGUAGGAAUUCUCAAUUUGCGAAAUUUGCUGUUUCCCCAAAACACCAGCCCGCCAUUCGGUAUAUGCCAACUUACCGUUUGGAAGCAAUGAGCCCACUUAACAAAGAAAUCUGUGAAAAAAUACUGAAGAGCGUAAUGGACGAGACGUUUGCUAAUUUUUCAUAUACUCCAAAAACAUCCCUGCAGUUCUGUGCCCAAGUUAGCGAAGAAAUAAAAAUACGGAUCAAAAACAAAAAUUUCGAUCGGUACCGUUAUAUAGUUGUUGUUACCAUUGGAGAAAAGCUCAUGCAAGGCUAUUACUCGUUAGUUAACUUCUUGUGGGAUGCAGAGAAGGAUGGUUAUUUGUCCUACGUAAUCGAUAACCCAAAAUUUUUUGCUGUUGCAACUUUAUACUACCUUUAUUAUGAUUAGCUCUGGCCACGGCUCCCAUGGCGCAAUGUCUUCCCCCGCACCUUUUGUAACAAGAAAAAAAUAAAAAAAACCGCAUUUCUAAAACGCACAACAAA